GGGCGGCGCUGCCCCCCCCCCGCCUCCUGACCCCCGUGGUCACUGCACUUGUGGGGCAGCCCCGCCCCCCCCCGACCCCCGAGGUCACGCUCAGCUUCCAGUACCGCCCCCCGGCCCGGGGUCGCCCCCUUUGUGCCUUCUGGGACCCGGGGUCACUGUCCUGGAGCCGCCGCGGGUGCCGGGAGCUGGAGCCCCCCCCCCGGAGCCCCCCCCGGCAGAGUCACGUGUGCCUGCAGUCACCUGACCAGCUUCGCUGUGCUGCUGGCCAUGGGGGAGCUGGAGGAUCACUGGCUGCUGGACGCGGUGACGCGCGCGGCGCUGGCGCUGUCGGUGCUGGCGCUGGCGGCAGCCGCGGUCACGUUCGCGCUGGUUCGGGCGCUCCGGGGGCUGCGGAACUCGGUGCACCUGCAGCUGAGCCUGAGCCUGCUGGUGGCACACGCGGCCUUCCUGCUGGGCAUGGAGCCAAGCCACGGACAGGCCUCCUGCGUGGCUGUGGCUGUUGUGCUUCACUUCUCCCUGCUGGCCGCGUUCAGCUGGAUGCUGCUGGAGGGUCUGUUGCUGCUGGUGCUGCUGGUGCUGGUGUUUGUGCCGGCCUGGCUGCGCCUGCGCCACCUCCUGCUGCUGGGCUAUGGGCUCCCGGCGCUCACCGUGGCCACCGCGGCUGCCGCCAACCCUGGAGGCUACGGCACCGCCAGAUAUUGCUGGCUCUCUCUGGAGCGAGGUUUCCGCUGGAGCUUCCAGGGACCCGUUUGUGUCAUCAUCGCGGUUAAUGCUGUUGUCCUGGUUAUCACCUUCUGGAAGCUGGUGCAGAAAUUCAAUGACAUCAACCCCAACAUGGGGCACCUGCAGAAGAUGAGCCCCAGGUCCGCGCCGCCUACCGGUCCUGGCUGUGCCGCUCCCCGGGGCGACCCCCUGGAGGUCACCAGCAGCAGCAGCAACACCGGAAACACCCGCGUUUCCCGCAACCAACUGUAAUGGAGCACAGGAUUUGGGGGGGGCUCCUCCCCCCCCC
Molecule: messenger RNA, 1012 nt
Organism: Melopsittacus undulatus (budgerigar)
Lineage: Eukaryota; Metazoa; Chordata; Aves; Psittaciformes; Psittaculidae
Product: adhesion G protein-coupled receptor E5-like
Exons: 9
Coding region: 268-975 (235 amino acids)
Biological process (GO): cell surface receptor signaling pathway; adenylate cyclase-activating G protein-coupled receptor signaling pathway
Cellular component (GO): plasma membrane
Molecular function (GO): G protein-coupled receptor activity
Source: RefSeq, a predicted model, not a curated record